Molecule: messenger RNA, 2118 nt
Organism: Microsporum canis CBS 113480
Lineage: Eukaryota; Fungi; Ascomycota; Eurotiomycetes; Onygenales; Arthrodermataceae
Exons: 2
Coding region: 1-2118 (705 amino acids)
Source: RefSeq, a predicted model, not a curated record
AUGUCGCCGUCCAGGGCUGAGAUAAUAGACAGCCACCCGAUCGGGGACCAGCUGGAUAGGUUCCGCGACCUGUAUAGCAUCUGCCGGCCGCCGUCUGGGCCUGGGAGAUCCGUCUCGGGUGAUGCAAGCGACGUGCACGCCAAAGACAUCAAGACCAAAGUGUUCGCCUUUCUCGUUGCCUUGACGACUCUUCCUGUCUGCCAUGAGCUACCGUCUAGAAAGGGCGCUGGCGCCCUCUACGUAGACGUCCUGGGGCUUGCCGCCAGCUUUGAAGUUGAGUCUCUCUUCCCUCUGCUGAAGGCAGUCCGCGACAGGGAGCCCGAUGAGACUAUAUGGAACAAGGUCUACGAGGCCGUUACGGAGUCGACGCCCCCCCCACGUCCGCCGCCACCGUCUUUCCAACAGACGCCAUGGGUCCGCAACACAAGCAGCUUCGCCAACUCAAACGAAUAUCGAAAACACGUGGACGGGGUUCUAAAGGAGGAGCUGGGUGAUAUAUACGUUGACAUAACGGGGUUCUACGAUACCUUCUUUGGAGAUGUCCCAGAGUUGCAGGCCAGGGCGCAGGCGGUCCUCGAAAGAUGCAUGGAGGGGGAGGACCCGCUGUACCGCGAGGGGAUAGGUUGGAGAGCAUGGCCCGAGGACACGAAGGAGGCGCCUGUACUGGCCUGGCUGCUGGAGGUUAUCGACAAGAUCACACAAUUCUUCGAGGGUUGUGUAUCCGGCAAGCCAAUCCGAAGAAGGCCGCUGGCUCAACCUCACAAGCCGAUACAGGGCUCUACGGCGGAGCGGAAGCUGGAUGUUGGCUUUAUGGACGGGACUGAUCCUCUCGAGGACGGCAAGUACGCCUGGUCUCAGAUUCUUGUUCCAGGAGAGCUGAAGAACGACCCGGGCUACGACACCCAGUCCAGGCUUGACCUAGGGAGGUACGCGAGGGAGGUAUUGGCCGCUCAGGACUCUCGCCAUUUCGUGCCCGGAUUUACUCUCUGCGGGCCGCACAUGAGGCUGUGGCACUUUGACCGUCUUGGAGGGAUUGCGUCGGAGCAGUUUAAUAUUAACGAGGAGGGCCUUCGAUUUAUAUCAGUAAUCCUUACCUACCUGCUAAUGGAUACGGAGCAGCUUGGGUUUGACCCAACAAUAGUCACUACUGACGUCUCGCGCUAUAUUAAGAUAGAGCGGGACGGUAAGGAGGAGCACCUGGUUAUUGAUAAGGUAUAUGGCAGAGAUAACGACGUCCGUAACGGCGUCAGAAAGGGGCUGGACAUCACAACGGCAAGCAACUACAAGCCAGCGGGCUCCAGGCCUCCGCCGCGCAGGAGCGGGUCUCGCAGGGGGAGGAGUAGCGGAUCCCGGAAACGUUCGUCCACCUGUGUCGAGCCAUCGCUGCCACCCAGCAAACGCACACAUCCCGGCCCGCUAUCUUCUACUUCCAACCGUGUCCAUCGCCGUGUUGUCGUUCAAGACUACGGUGAGCCGAUAUAUCGGGCAAGUUCACGGGUUGCCUUGCUCGCCGCGUUAGAAGGAUGCAUCGAUGGGUACGGGUCCCUCUAUCAGCAGGCUGGCAUGCUUCAGAGCGACAUAUCCCCCAACAACCUCUUGAUCAAUGAGGAUGCAAGGAACACGUCUUCCUGGACCUCAUUCCUGAUCGAUCUAGACCUUGCCAUCAAGGAACAGAGGGACGGCGCCUCGGGCGCGCGGGGGAAGACGGGCACGCGGGCGUUUAUGGCGAUCGGGGUCCUCCUGGGCGACGAGCAGCACUCCUUUAUGCACGACCUCGAGUCUUUCUUCUGGGUUCUCUUUUGGAUAUGCAUACAUUACGAGGGACCGACGGAAAGCAAGGCUAACGAUCUGUUCGAGAAGUGGAACUUUAUGGACACGGAGGAGCUGGCGAAGAUGAAACUGGGAACGGUAACCAAGGAGGCCAUCUUUAUGAAAACCGCCAUGAGUAACUUUACGCCUUAUUACCAGUCGCUGGUUCCCCAUGUCAACAGGCUACGGAGGGAGGUAUUCCCGGCGGACAAGCCGUGGGAGAAGGAAGAUAGAGAGCUAUACUCGAGGAUGAAGAAGAUCUUGCAGGAUGCGCAGGCGGAUCCAGAGGUCCUGUUUGAGGAAGUAUAA